Parnassius apollo (apollo) is the source of this 279-nucleotide messenger RNA. The record is from the annotation of a GenBank genome assembly. Lineage: Eukaryota; Metazoa; Arthropoda; Insecta; Lepidoptera; Papilionidae.
AUGCGCGUCUCACUCGCUAAGGAGGGUAAUUCUGUAGCGAGUGUGAGCGAGGAAUUGCAAACGGCGCCUGUGCAAGCAUCCGAGCGCGUGAAUGAGUCAAAAAUCGAUCAUAAGAUGGUACGCGCGGGCUCUGAGGAAGAGCAACAGGGCCGAGUUGAGAUGACUGGAUCGCCUGAGCAUCAGUGUAGCCCGGUGUAUUACGGUAAUAAUAUUAUCAAUCAGGCUGAAACUGAUAUUAAAAAUGGAAAAAUUGUGUCUUUCUCGGAUAAAGUAAGGUAA